Molecule: messenger RNA, 894 nt
Organism: Marmota flaviventris (yellow-bellied marmot)
Lineage: Eukaryota; Metazoa; Chordata; Mammalia; Rodentia; Sciuridae
Gene: Cacng5
Product: calcium voltage-gated channel auxiliary subunit gamma 5
Biological process (GO): positive regulation of synaptic transmission, glutamatergic; neurotransmitter receptor transport, postsynaptic endosome to lysosome; transmission of nerve impulse
Cellular component (GO): AMPA glutamate receptor complex; postsynaptic density membrane
Molecular function (GO): channel regulator activity; voltage-gated calcium channel activity
Source: RefSeq, a predicted model, not a curated record
CCGGGAAGAUGAGCACCUGCGGGAGGAAGGCGCUGACCCUGCUGAGCAGCGUCUUUGCCGUCUGCGGCCUGGGCCUCCUGGGCAUCGCCGUCAGCACCGACUACUGGCUGUACCUGGAGGAAGGCGUGGUCCUGCCCCAGAAUCAGAGCACUGAGGUCAAGAUGUCCCUGCACUCGGGCCUCUGGCGGGUCUGCUUCCUGGCAGGUGAGGAGCGGGGACGCUGCUUUACCAUAGAAUAUGUGAUGCCCAUGAACUCCCAGCUGACGUCCGAGUCCACAGUCAAUGUUCUAAAAAUGAUUCGCUCGGCCACACCAUUCCCUCUGGUCAGCCUCUUCUUCAUGUUCAUCGGGUUUAUCCUGAGUAACAUCGGGCACAUCCGUCCCCACAGGACAAUACUGGCCUUUGUCUCUGGCAUCUUCUUUAUCCUCUCGGGCCUCUCUCUUGUGGUGGGCCUAGUGCUCUACAUCUCCAGCAUCAAUGACGAGAUGCUCAACAGGACCAAGGAUGCAGAGACCUAUUUCAGCUACAAAUACGGAUGGUCAUUUGCCUUUGCUGCCAUCUCCUUCCUUUUAACAGAGAGUGCAGGGGUGAUGUCUGUGUACCUGUUCAUGAAGAGGUAUACGGCCGAGGACAUGUACAGGCCUCACCCUGGCUUCUACCGUCCACGUCUGAGUAACUGCUCCGAUUACUCCGGCCAGUUCCUGCACCCAGAUGCCUGGAUCCGGGGCCGCAGCCCCUCCGACAUCUCCAGCGACACCUCCCUUCAGAUGAACAGCAACUACCCAGCCUUGCUCAAGUGCCCCGACUAUGACCAGAUGUCAUCUUCUCCCUGCUGAACCCCAGCACCUCCCUGCCUGGACUGUGGACAGCCAGACAGCCCUUACCCUCCUCCCC